GCCCUUUCGGUAAAGUUGUCUAAUACGAUUCCAAUUUCCAAUGAGAAUGAGUGAGACUCAUUUUGGCUCAUUUGCUGUGAUAUUUUGAAGAGACUUGUGCAUUUUUAGGCUUUUAAUAUAUAUAUUUUUUUGUUAUAUACGUUUGUUAUUCAUUUAGGUAUUGUUUUUGUGACAAGAAACGGAAUUCAGAGCUGGAUUCAUACAUAACACAAGUGCAAUUUAUUGGAUAUAAACUACAUAAAAUAAAUAUUUAUUAUAAUUUUGAAUCAGUGAACUCCUCUAAAGUGUAAAAAUGAGUGAUAUGAAUGCGUUGUUGAAGCAAGCUGCAAUGCAGAUAGGUGCUGGUGGAAGUGCAGGGUUUGUUGAAGUCCUGAUUAUGCAGCCUCUGGACCUUAUAAAAACUAGGCUGCAGUUGCAAGCCACAAAUAAGAACCUGCCAAGAACAGAUCCGCACUAUUACACUGGAAUAUUGGACUGUGUACAAAAAAUGUACAGGCAUGAAGGAUUAUCAUCAUUCUACAAGGGUAUAUUGCCUCCUAUUUUGGCCGAGACACCUAAACGAGCAGUGAAGUUUGUUUGCUUUGAACAAUACAAAAAACUUGGUAUGACAAUUCUUGGUACCAGUACAGCAACACCUUUAGUAUUUUCACUAGCUGGACUCGGAGCAGGUAUAACAGAAGGUAUAUUUGUAAACCCAUUUGAAGUAGUGAAAGUAACAUUAAUGGCUAACAAGGCCAGAGGCAAAGAGGUUCCAAGCACAUGGUCUGUUACUAGACAAAUUGUAAGAGAACAUGGGUUUGGCUCCAGAGGGUUAAGCAAGGGUCUGACUGCAACACUUGCCAGGAACGGUGUUUUCAAUAUGGUGUAUUUCGGAUUCUAUCAUAGUGUAAAAGAUAUGGUACCUGAGAACAAGGUACCAAUCCUAGACUUCUUAAGAAAGCUAUGCAUCGGUUUCGUAGCAGGAUGCCUAGGGUCAUGUGUCAACAUACCAUUUGAUGUCGCUAAAAGUCGAAUCCAAGGUCCGCAGCCUAUAAAAGGAGAAAUAAAAUACAGGACAACCACUGGAGCUAUGAUAACGGUGUAUCGAGAAGAAGGAUUCCGCGCAUUAUACAAAGGUCUAGUACCGAAGGUCAUGAGACUGGGUCCUGGAGGAGCCAUAAUGUUGGUUGUAUAUGAAAAAGUAUACCAUUUCUUAGAGACAAAAUUUCUGUAGAGAUAAUAAGUACAAAUAGUAACUUGAUGUUACGUAGAACAAAUAAUCACAUAUAGUGUAACUGGCUCGAUAAGAUUUCUACCGCUCGCAGAGCAAACGUAGGUAUUUAUUCUAUACAAUUAUGUAAUUCCAAAAUCAUACAUGUUUACAUGCGAUCUGUAGUCAUAUAUAUUUUAUUUUGAUAUGUUAUCUUAUUUUAAAACAUGUUUUUAUCUUUACUGUUGUAUGUAUUUUGUUU
Molecule: messenger RNA, 1451 nt
Organism: Spodoptera litura
Lineage: Eukaryota; Metazoa; Arthropoda; Insecta; Lepidoptera; Noctuidae
Product: mitochondrial 2-oxodicarboxylate carrier
Source: RefSeq, a predicted model, not a curated record